Messenger RNA from Geodia barretti, 622 nucleotides. NCBI's taxonomy places the organism in Eukaryota, Metazoa, Porifera, Demospongiae, Tetractinellida, Geodiidae. The record is from the annotation of a GenBank genome assembly.
GUUCCGUUUCUAGGCAGCUCUUUCGGCGCACACGUGUCGUUUCUGCUGAGUUGGCAGUGCUGGCUUUGUGGACCAGACUUCGCUGAGCGUUUUCGUCCAAGCCGUUUCAAAAUCCGCCGAACGUGGACGGCCUUACGUUCCCAAAAACGGAUUUGCGCCAGAAACAAGGCCAAAGGAUUGUACCAUGCCCAGGGACCUGAAGUAUUCUACUUCGCAUUUUUUCUUAUGCGUGGCAGAGCAAAAAAGAUCUUGGUUAUUAUGAUACGCAGUUUCUUCCUACCAGGAGUGACUCGAGGAGCUUCAGCAGCAGCACAACACAUGAUGUGCAGCAGUGUGCUCCACAUGGGAGUUGCAGAGGUCUGACUAAUACCUCCAACACAGUGGACACUCAACGUCACCGAGUGUGAGGUGGGAGGAUGGUUGGUGGUGGACCAAGUUGGGAAAUGGUCUUCACCAAUCUUUGCCGUGGCCCCGGCAACCCUCACUGCUCCUCUUUCUCGGUCUGCCGACCUGUCGUGACCCACGGAAGUGGCUGCAUGUCUAUUUUAGAACAGUGUUUUGUGUACAUACAUACACUUGCCUUACUGUCUGGAGUGUGUUUGUUCCAAAUAUGUGUCCCGGA